Molecule: messenger RNA, 435 nt
Organism: Vigna umbellata (rice bean)
Lineage: Eukaryota; Viridiplantae; Streptophyta; Magnoliopsida; Fabales; Fabaceae
Source: RefSeq, a predicted model, not a curated record
AUGUCGAAGGAGCAUUCUUGUUGUUCGUCGACAUGUAGUGUGUGGCGGAAGGAAAACCGUAAUUUGUGUUCACCGAUUUGCCACUGUGGACUGAGAUGCGCGCUGAGAACUGCUAAAACUCUGAAGAAUCGUGGCAAGCAAUUUUGGGGAUGCUCGAAGUAUAAGAGUGGUGCUGAAGAGGGUGGUUGCAACUACUUCAAAUGGUUCAAUGAUGUUGUGGAAGAGGAAAGGGGGAAAUGCUUGAAGUGUGAAGGAAAUAAAGAAAGUUCGGUGCACAGUGAAGAAAUGGAUAGUUAUAGGAAAAUUUUAGUUAAGUUUGAGAAAUCUUUGUUGGUUGUUCAGAACUGGAUGAAGCAAGAAAGACAGGAGAAACAUGACUCUGGCCUCACCAAUCAAAAUGACAUCAAAAUUCUUGUUAACACCAUUGAAAAAUAG